AAAAAAAAUCAGAUAAAAUAUUAUGUGUAGAUUGAUAAUAAAAGGAAUAAUACAAAUAUUGAUUUCCAAUUUAAAAUAAAAUAAAAUAAAAUCCUCCAUAAAUGACUAGGUCUGACAGUUGAGCAAGUCUGGUCGUCACGCUGCUUUCAUUUUUGCACAAAAUCCCCCCAGCAGUUCUGUUCGCACGAACCGACUCAUUUAAAGCAUUCUUGGGGAACGUUUAUGGUUUAUGAAUGAACUUUUCCACCUUGAACUUUCCUCAACGUUCAACUCUGCGGUGAGUCACAGGUUGAAUACACCCGACACCCGCCUGUUUCCUGUAUCGUAAAGACUGGCUUUAACUGGGACCACUGCUGUUGUGCAAUCAACGACUUUGAUGCUUUGAAGUAGUGUUCUAGUACUAGCAGUAGUACUGCGGAACUGAAAGUUAACCUGACACCACUGAUUGUCUUCCAUGCGCAUGCUGUGAGUGGAAAGUAUUCAGGUUUAAAAGUGGCCUGGCGGUCUGUGGACGUCCUCCGUAAAAAGAGCAGACCUCCCUCCUUCCUCCUCCGCCUGGGUCUUCCCCUAUUUUGCACUUCUCCUCAUCGCCUGGCCACACGGCGCUCCAGUCAUGGAGACUUUUGACUCAGCUCCCUCUGGACUGUCUGAUCACCAUCAUCGUCAUCGUCAUCAUCAUCAUCAAGCCCUGCACGGUUUCCAGAGAAGACAGUUGUGGCUUCAGGACAACAACUCUGACUGACAUCUUCAGAAGCUCGACAUGAACGCCGUUUCUCAAUCCGCGGACAUCCUGAAGCCAGCAGGCAUGGUGAACGCCACGAUGGCGUCCAACUUGACGGCGUGCGUUAAGAUAAACGACAGCACCGUCAGCGACCUCCUGAUGACCACCUACAUCGUGGCCUUCGUCUUGGGCUUGACCUUCAACGUCCUCACCGUCAGUCCCAUCUGGCAACAGGUGCGCAAGGAAAACGUGCUGGGCAUCUUCCUGCUCAGCCUGUGGCUGUCGGACAUGUUGUUCGUCUUCACCAUGCCGCUGUGGAUCAACUACUACCGCCAGGACCACCGCUGGAAGCUGGGCGUCACGUCCUGCAGCGUGGUGGGCUUCUUCUACUACUCCAACAUGUACAUCAGCAUCUUCCUGCUCUGCUGCAUCUCGGUGGACCGCUGCCUGGUGGUCACCUACCCGCUGCGCUCCAAGACCCACCGGACGUCCCGCUGCGCCUGGGCCCAGUGCGCCGCCGUCUACGUGGCGGUGAUGGCGCUGCACGUGGUCGUGCUGGUCAACGACAACCUCCCCGACGCCCACGACGACGCGUACAGCAACGACAGGUGUUACGAGACCUACCCCAUGCAGAAGCGCAUCGCCUUCUUCAACCUGCUGCGCGUGGGCGCCGGGUUCUUGCUCCCCCUGCUGGUGUUGGCCGUCAGCUACUGGAGGGUGCUCGCCAUCGUGGCGCAGAGUCCCGGCUUGAACGCGCAGGUCAAGAAAAAAGUCCGCCUCCUCUGCUUCGGCGUGAUCGGCAUCUUCUCCUUGUGUUUCGCGCCGUACCACGUUCUCCUCCUGGCCCGCUCGCUCGUCUUCUACACCCGCGAGCACGCCGGCUACUGCCAGUUCGAGCAGAGGAUGCACUUGCCGUUCUCCUGCACGCUGGCCUUGUCCAGCCUGAACUGCGUGAUGGACCCCGUGCUCUACAUGCUGCUCAGCAACGGCGUGCAGGAGGAGGUGAAAAUGUGCUGCAACCGGCAUAAAAGGACAGGAGCGGAAGAGUGCGCUCUGGCCGACCACGGCCGAAGAAAGACCAACAACAAUUUAAUCUGAAUGUCCGCAGGAUAAGGAUCAUCUACUUGCUUUAUCAGCCGCAUAAUCACCAUAUUUGUCCGCAGCUCUCAUAUCCUGCGCGGUGGAGAAGACAAGGAUCACCCGGUGGUCAUUCGCCUGACUUGUUGCAUAUUGUGCAGCAUCUGUGGACUCUCAGAUGGGUUUCAAAAUUGCAUGGUGAUAAGGAACAAGCGUUCUUCUAUAACAGAAGUAUAAAGGACGCAGGGGCCGCUUUGGACAUUAUAGGGCAGGGGUGGCAAACUCAAAUACAGAGUGGGCCAAAAUUUAAAACUGAACAAAGCCGCGGGCCAAGGUUGGACAAAUUAAUCUUUUAAUAGGGACCCAAACAAGUUUUGCAUUAAAUAUUGAACAAGCGAGACUUAUAUACCUUUAUAGUGGCAUGCAAAAUAAAGUUUAAAAUAAUACUAAUCAUUUAAAAAUAGCAAUGGCAUAUCAAAUCAAAUUUAAAUAUAAAUUGAAUGCCUCUUUUCUAUUUGCAGCCUUCUCAGGUAAAUAUCCAAAUAAACUUUUCCUACAGGCUAAUAAUAAAUGUUUAUAUUGUAGCGUCCAGGAAGAGGUAGUGCUGCAAGUGGUUGUUGUGUUUAUGUUGUGUUACAGUGCGGAUGUUCUGCCGAAAUUUGCUUGUCAUUCUCGUUUAGUGUUGGUUCACAGUGUGGCGCAUAUUUGUAACGGUCUUAAAGUUGUUUAUACGGCCACCCUCAGUGUGAUCUGUAUGGCUGUUGACCAAGCUUGCAUUACAUUAGCGUGUGUGUGUGUGUGUAAAAGCCACAUAUAUCAUGUGACCAGGCCGGCACGCUGUUUCUACAUAGGAAAAGCGGACGCGACGAAAGGUUUUAGAGGACGCUUGAGGCAGUGCCUUUAAGGCACGCCCCCAAUAUUGUUGUCCAGGUGGGAAUCGGGAGAAAUUUGGGAGAGUUGUUGCCCCCUGUGAUUUUCGUGAGGGGCACUGAAAUUUUGGAGUCUCCUUGGAAAAUCGGGGAGGGUUAGCAAGUAAGAAUAUUAGCGGUGAAUGCGGUGUUACAGCGACACCGCCGCUGUGUAAUACCGGCGGGCCAGCUCUAAUGUUAAUUUGAUAUUGCCUCAAGGGCCAAAUAAAAAUACAAAUUUAAAUAGAAAUAUAAUGCCUCUUUUCUAUUUACAGCCUUCUCAGGUAAAUAUCCAAAUAAACUUUUCCUACAGGCUAAUAAUAAAUGUUUAUAUUGUAGCGUCCAGGAAGAGGUAGUGCUGCAAGUGGUUCUGUGUAUUUGUUUUGUUGUGUUUAUGUUGUGUUACAGUGCGGAUGUUCUGCCGAAAUUUGCUUGUCAUUCUCGUUUAGUGUUGGUUCACAGUGUGGCGCAUAUUUGUAACAGUCUUAAAGUUGUUUAUACGGCCACCCUCAGUGUGACCUGUAUGGCUGUUGACCAAGCUUGCAUUGCAUUAGCGUGUGUGUGUGUGUAAAAGCCACAUAUAUCAUGUGACCAGGCCGGCACGCUGUUUCUACAUAGGAAAAGCGGACGCGACGAAAGGUUUUAGAGGACGCUUGAGGCAGUGCCUUUAAGGCACGCCCCCCAAUAUUGUUGUCCAGGUGGGAAUCGGGAGAAAUUUGGGAGAAUUGUUGCCCCCUGUGAUUUUCGUGAGGGGCACUGAAAUUUGGGAGUCUCCUUGGAAAAUCGGGGAGGGUUAGCAAGUAAGAAUAUUAGCGGUGAAUGCGGUGUUACAGCGACACCGCCGCUGUGUAAUACCGGCGGGCCAGCUCUAAUGUUAAUUUGAUAUUGCCUCAAGGGCCAAAUAAAAAUACAAAUUUAAAUAGAAAUUGAAUGCCUCUUUUCUAUUUACAGCCUUCUCAGGUAAAUAUCCAAAUAAACUUUUCCUACAGGCUAAUAAUAAAUGUUUAUAUUGUAGCGUCCAGGAAGAGGUAGUGCUGCAAGUGGUUCUGUGUAUUUGUUUUGUUGUGUUUAUGUUGUGUUACAGUGCGGAUGUUCUGCCGAAAUUUGCUUGUCAUUCUCGUUUAGUGUUGGUUCACAGUGUGGCGCAUAUAUGUAACAGUCUUAAAGUUGUUUAUACGGCCACCCUCAGUGUGACCUGUAUGGCUGUUGACCAAGCUUGCAUUGCAUUAGCGUGUGUGUGUGUGUGUGUGUGUAAAAGCCACAUAUAUCAUGUGACCAGGCCGGCACACUGUUUCUGUUUAGAGGAUGCUUGAGGCAGUGCCUUUAAGGCACGCCCCCCAAUAUUGUUGUCCAGGUGGGAAUCGGGAGAAAUUUGGGAGAAUUGUUGCCCCCUGUGAUUUUCGUGAGGGGCACUGAAAUUUUGGAGUCUCCUUGGAAAAUCGGGGAGGGUUAGAAAGUAAGAAUAUUAGCGGUGAAUGCGGUAUUACAGCGACACCGCCGCUGUGUAAUACCGGCGGGCCAGCUCUAAUGUUAAUUUGAUAUUGCCUCAAGGGCCAAAUAAAAAUACAAAUUUAAAUAGAAAUUGAAUGCCUCUUUUCUAUUUGCAGCCUUCUCAGGUAAAUAUCCAAAUAAACUUUUCCUACAGGCUAAUAAUAAAUGUUUAUAUUGUAGCGUCCAGGAAGAGGUAGUGCUGCAAGUGGUUCUGUGUAUUUGUUUUGUUGUGUUUAUGUUGUGUUACAGUGCGGAUGUUCUCCCGAAAGUUGCUUGUCAUUCUCGUUUAGUGUUGGUUCACAGCGUGGCGCAUAUUUGUAACAGUCUUAAAGUUGUUUAUACGGCCACCCUCAGUGUGACCUGUAUGGCUGUUGACCAAGCUUGCAUUGCAUUAGCGUGUGUGUGUGUGUGUAAAAGCCACAUAUAUCAUGUGACCAGAGGAUGCUUGAGGCAGUGCCUUUAAGGCACGCCCCCAAUAUUGUUGUCCAGGUGGGAAUCGGGAUAAAUUUGGGAGAAUUGUCGCCCCCUGUGAUUUUCGUGAGGGGCACUGAAAUUUGGGAGUCUCCUUGGAAAAUUGGGGAGGGUUAGCAAGUAAGAAUAUUAGCGGUGAAUGCGGUGUUACAGCGACACCGCCGCUGUGUAAUACCGGCGGGCCAGCUCUAAUGUUAAUUUGAUAUUGCCUCAAGGGCCAAAUAAAAAUACAAAUUUAAAUAGAAAUUGAAUGCCUCUUUUCUAUUUGCAGCCUUCUCAGGUAAAUAUCCAAAUAAACUUUUCCUACAGGCUAAUAAUAAAUAUUUAUAUUGUAGCGUCCAGGAAGAGGUAGUGCUGCAAGUGGUUCUGUGUAUUUGUUUUGUUGUGUUUAUGUUGUGUUACAGUGCAGAUGUUCUGCCGAAAUUUGCUUGUCAUUCUCGUUUAGUGUUGGUUCACAGUGUGGCGCAUAUUUGUAACGGUCUUAAAGUUGUUUAUACGGCCACCCUCAGUGUGACCUGUAUGGCUGUUGACCAAGCUUGCAUUGCAUUAGCGUGUGUGUGUGUGUAAAAGCCACAUAUAUCAUGUGACCAGGCCGGCACGCUGUUUCUACAUAGGAAAAGCGGACGCGACGAAAGGUUUUAGAGGACGCUUGAGGCAGUGCCUUUAAGGCACGCCCCCAAUAUUGUUGUCCAGGUGGGAAUGGGGAGAAAUUUGGGAGAGUUGUUGCCCCCUGUGAUUUUCGUGAGGGGCACUGAAAUUUGGGAGUCUCCUUGGAAAAUCGGGGAGGGUUAGCAAGUAAGAAUAUUAGCGGUGAAUGCGGUGUUACAGCGACACCGCCGCUGUGUAAUACCGGCGGCCAGCUCUAAUGUUAAUUUGAUAUUGCCUCAAGGGCCAAAUAAAAAUACAAAUUUAAAUAGAAAUUGAAUGCCUCUUUUCUAUUUACAGCCUUCUCAGGUAAAUAUCCAAAUAAACUUUUCCUACAGGCUAAUAAUAAAUGUUUAUAUUGUAGCGUCCAGGAAGAGGUAGUGCUGCAAGUGGUUCUGUGUAUUUGUUUUGUUGUGUUUAUGUUGUGUUACAGUGCGGAUGUUCUGCCGAAAUUUGCUUGUCAUUCUCGUUUAGUGUUGGUUCACAGUGUGGCGCAUAUUUGUAACGGUCUUAAAGUUGUUUAUACGGCCACCCUCAGUGUGACCUGUAUGGCUGUUGACCAAGCUUGCAUUGCAUUAACGUGUGUGUGUGUGUAAAAGCCACAUACAUCAUGUGACCAGGCCGGCACGCUGUUUCUGUUUAGAGGAUGCUUGAGGCAGUGCCUUUAAGGCACGCCCCCCAAUAUUGUUGUCCAGGUGGGAAUCGGGAGAAAUUUGGGAGAAUGGUUGCCCCCUGUGAUUUUCGUGAGGGGCACUGAAAUUUGGGAGUCUCCUUGGAAAAUCGGGGAGGGUUAGCAAGUAAGAAUAUUAGCGGUGAUAAUAGCUGUAUAAUACCGGCGGGCCAGCUCUAAUGUUAAUUUGAUAUUGCCUCAAGGGCCAAAUAAAAAUACACGGCGGGCCAGAGUUUGACACCCAUGUUAUAGGGGAACCGCACUUCUGCCUAUGGUUCACAAUCAUUAUGAAAGCCAUAACGACAUAUGGAUUUUUAAUGCAUUCUAAACAUUAAAUAAAUGCGAUCAAAAGGUCCACUUUAGUGUUGUACCGAUACCGGUACCAAAAUCAUUUCGAUACUUUUCUAAAUAAAAAAAAUUUGCAUAAAUUGAUUUUUGUUUACAAAAAAUCUUACGGUACAUUAAACAUAUGUUUCUUAUUGCAAGUUUGUCCUUAAAUAGUGAACGUACAUGACAACUUGUCUUUUAGUAGUAAGUAAGCAAACAAAGGCUCCUAAUUUAGACACAAGCAGUAAAGCAGUGGUUCUCAACCUUUUUUCAGUGAACAUUUUUUUGGAUUCAAGUACCCCCUAAUUAUUUUUGGUUGAAAAAAAGAGAUAAAGAAGUAAAAUGCAGCACUAUGUCAUCAGUUUCUGAUUUGUUAAAUUGUAUAACGGUGCAAAAUAUUGCUCAUUUGUAGUGGUCUUUCUUGUACUAUUUGGAAAAAAAAGAUAUACAAAUAAUUAAAAACGUACCAAGUUAUUCAAUUAUAAAUAAAGAUUUCCACACAUAGAAGUAAUCAACUUAAAGUGCCCUCUUUGGGGAUUGUAAUAGAGAUCCCUCUGGAUUCAUGAACUUAAUUUCUUCACAAAAAAAUAAAUCUUUAACAUCAAUAUUUAUGGAACAUGUCCACAAAAAAAAUCUAGCUGUCAACACUGUUGCAUUUGUUUUCAAAGUUUAUGAACUUACAUUCAUAUUUUGUUGAAGUAUUAUUCAAUAAAUAUAUAUAAAGGAUUUUUGAAUUGUUUCUAUUUUUAGAAUAUUUUUUAAAAUCUCACGUACCCCUUGGCAUACCUUCAAGUACCCCCAGAGGUACACGUACCCCCAUUUGAGAACCACUGCAGUAACAUAACGUAUAAUUUUCCUUUAUAUUAUUUUGUCAAUAUUAUUAAGGACAAGUGGUAGAAAAUCAAUUAUUAAUCUAUGUCAGGUUCAAACACUGAUGACAUCUAUUAAACGAGACAAGAAGCAAGGAAUUAAACUAAAUUUGGCAUUAGAAUGCUGACUGAUGUUCAUAUAUUAAUCUAAAAGUGAAUAUAUGAACAUCAUAAUGACAGCAUUAGAAAGCAUUAAAAAAAAUACAUCCGUCGUAAUGAUUGUGAACAAUAGGCAAAAUUCCUCCAAAAAAGUGAAGUUCCCCUUUCACGGCCUUACUGGACGACCCAAUUAUGAAUGUACAAAAUGAGGGGGAAAACACUGGAAACAAACCAAAUUAAGGGGGACUGCAUUUUAAGAAAAUGUGAACCAAAAUGCCUUUGGUUCACAAUCAUUAUGCAAGACAGAUGGAUUUCUAAUGCAUUCUAAAUAUUAAAAAAAAUGCGAUCAAAAGUCUGCUUACAUAUAAAGCUGCUCUAUACUGCCUAUAAAGCCCUUAAAAAACUUUCAAACACCUCCAUUGAGGUUUUAUGUACGUGAUUAACAGGCAUGAUUAACAGGCACAUUUAUAAUAUUAUUACAUAUUUAAUAUUUACGGAUUUUGAGCAGCAUCUCCACGUUUCCUUUUUUUCCCCCAUCAUCACUGAUUAUUACUCACUGCAAACUUCCUGAGAGCCAACAAACAUAAAAAUUACUUACAGCAGUGGUCCCCAACUUUUUCAUAGCUGCGAACCGGUCAACGCUUGAAAAUGUUUACCACGGACCGGGUUUUUUUAUUUUUUUAAAUUUUUUUAAUGAAAAAGACAUGCACCUGGGGAUAAGUUGAUUGGCAACACUAAAUUGGCCCUAAUGUGGGAAUGUGAGUGUGAAUGUUGUCCGUCUAUCUGUGUUGGCCCUGCGAUGAGGUGGCGACUUGUCCAGGGUGUACCCCGCCUUCCGCCCGAUUGUAGCUGAGAUAGGCGCCGGCGCCCCCCGCGACCCCAAAAAUGGAAUAAGUGGUAGAAAAUGGAUGGAUGGAUGAAGAAAUACAAUCAUGUCUGCUUACGGACUGUAUCCCUACAGACUGUAUUGAUCUAUAUUGAUAUAUAAUGUAUAUAUUGUGUUUUUUAUGUUGAUUUAAUAAUAAUAAAAAAACACAAAACAUUUAAAAAAUAUAUAUAUAUUUUUUUUAUUUCUUGUGCGGCCCGGUACCAAUCGGUCCGCGGACCGGUGGUUGGGGACCGCUGACUUACAGUACGAAGUCUGCUGUCAUUAGGAUGCUGACUGUUAUGAUGUUCGUAUAUUAAUCUAAAUGUGAAUAUAUGAACAUCAUAAUGACAGCAUUAGAAAGCAUUAAAAAAAAAAUACGUCUGUCGUAAUGAUUGUGAACAAUAGGGAAGUAAAGUGUGAAGUGAAUUAUAUUUAUAUAGCGCUUUUUCUCUAUAGACUAUACAAAGCACUUUACAUAGUGAAACCCAAUAUCUAAGUUACAUUUAAACCAGUGUGGGUGGCACUGGGAGCAAGUGGGUAAAGUGUCUUGCCCAAGGACACGACGGCAGUGACUAGGAUGGCGGAAGCGGGGAUUGAACCUGCAACCCUCAAGUUGCUGGCACGGCCGCUCUACCGACCGAGCUAUACUGAAUAGGCAAAAUUCCUCCCAAAAAAGUGAAGUUCCCCUUUCACGGCCUUGCUGGACGACCCAAUUAGGAAUGUAAAAAAUGAGGGUGAAAACAAACUAAAUAAAGGGGAAUUGUACUUAAAAAAAAAAUGUUUUCUAUCGUUCACAAUCCUAAUGAGAGACAAGAAGACAAGUUAGUUUUUUUCCGCUUUUUAGCCUGAUAAUUGGUUCGUUCGAGGUGGCUAGCAAUCAAUUCGUCCUCCAAAUCCGUUUAAAAAUACAUUCAAAAACCGUCAACAAUGCUUCAUCUGCGUUCCGUAAGCCGUGUAACAACCCAGCUGUAGCAACGUUGUUAUUGUAAGAGUGAACACUGGGGUACUCUUUUUCUAGCGUACGAACCGCGGUAUUAGCCGUCAAAGUUAGCUACGGCAAGAGAUAAGCUUAAUUCUACGAUAGAAUACCAAUCUGUACCGACUGAAAAACAUGAUCAUAUUACAGUAUCUCUAUAAUAUUAGCCCACAUUUCAUGUUUUCUUUGUACACAGCUGAGCUAGCCAGACAGCGUGUGUACCGUUUAUGUUCAACCUCGUAACGUAAACGUAAGCCAAUAAAGUAGAAAUUAUCCGGAUCACUCCCUAAACAUAAACGCUUGUCCCUUUCCCAUUCUUGAUAUUUUUCUGAAAGUUUCAUCAUAAUCUUUUCAGCUAUGUUAAUGACUAACUCAGUUUUUUUUUCAACCACUGUGCUGCGGCACACUUGUGUACCAUGAGAUAUUGUCUGGUGUGCCGUGGGAAAUUAUGUAAUGUCACCUAUUGGUCAAAACAAAUAUAUUUUUUUUAAACCAGUAAUUAUAAAUCGCAAAUAAUUUGCCGUUGUAGAGUUUCUGUGCUGUCUAGAGCAGUGUUUUUCUACCACUGUGCCAUGAGAUUAUCUAAUUUCACCUAUUUGGGUUAAAAAUAUUUUUUUGCAAACCAGUAAUUAUAGUCUGAAAACGAUGUGUUAUUGUUGAGUGUCGGUGCUGUCUGGAGCUCGGCAGAGUAACCGUGUAAUACUCUUCCAUAUCAGUAGGAGGUAGCCGGUAGCCAAUUGCUUUGUAGAUGUCGGGAACAGCGGAAGGCAGAGUGCAGGUACAAAAGGUGUCUAAUGCUUAAACCAAAAAUAAACAAAAUGCGGGUGCCCCUAGGAAAAGGCAUUGAAGCUUAGGGAAGGCUAUGCAGAACGAAACUAAAACUGAACUGGCUACAAAGUAAACAAAAACAGAAUGCUGGACGACAGCAAAGACUUACUGCGGAGCAAAAACAAUGCACGUCCGAACAUGAAACGUCAAUCAACAAAAUCCCCACAAAGGAUAAAAACAACUGAAAUAUUCUUGAUUGCUUAAACAAAGUAGAUGCGGGAAAUAUCGCUCAAAGGAAGACAUGAAACUGCUACAGGAAAAUACCAAAACAAGAGAAAAAGCCACCAAAAUAGGAGCGCAAGACAAGAAGUAAAACACUACACACAGGAAAACAGCAAAAAAGUCCAAAUAAGUCAGGGCGUGAUGUGACAGGUGGUGACAGUACACCUACUUUGAGACAAGAGCUAUAGUGAUGCAUGCUUGGUUAUGGUUUAAAGUCAUACCCAACAAUGGUGACAACGACUUUUUACUGUCAUCUAAGUUUCGUUUUUUAAUGAUUUCUGCUGGUAGUGUGCAUCCGCCUUCAAUGCAAGAAAUGUGCCUUGGCUCAAAAAAGGUUGAAAAACACUGGACUAACCAACAGACAAACCCCAGCGAGGUAAUAAUGAAGAUACAGACAGCAGCGGCUUUAGCUACAGGUGGUCCAAGGGGCGAUGCCAGAUUAAGUCAGGAAAAGAUUGCUAUUUUUCAGUCAGGAUUAUGUGGCACAAGGCGCCACACGACCACUGCACACACAUUUAUUGCAUGACUAUGUGAAAGGAAAUAAAAACAUGUGUGAGCACAACCAUACACGAGAUCUUUAUAUAUCCUCAUGCUGUUGUCUACAUACUCGUGAUUGUUUCAUACUCGGGGUGUAACGGUACGUGUAUUUGUAUUGAACCGUUUCGGUACGGGGGUGUACCGAACGAGUUUCCAAGCUAAAGUCUUAACAAGCUGCUUUGCUUAUUCUAGCUCUGUCUCAUCACCCAACAUUGUCCCACCCACACAACCAUCUGAUUGGUUACAUAUAUAGCGAUAACAGCCAAUCAGCAGUGUGUAUUCAGAGCACAUAUAGUAAAUGCUUCAGCAUCGAGCAGAUAGGUGUUAAGCAGGUGAGUAUAAGGCAGCGUUGCUCCCCAAAUGAUAAUAAACACCUCCCAGUCAACUAGUAUAGCAUCACUAUGAGCCCGUUGACCUUCUAGAAACUUAAACUGCAGCUUAGCUCGCUCGCAGUUCUGGCUUGAGGUGAAGGCUAAUUAGCGUUUGGCGUAACGUUAGCUCAUUUUGCGGUGUGUGUGUUUUUCGGACAGAAAAGCUUUGAAUGGCAGGGUCCCUGCUAUCACAUGUUGAUAAAUAUAUCCAUCCAUCUUCUUCCGCUUAUCCGAGGUCCGGUCGCGGGGGCAGCAGCCUAAGCAGGGAAGCCCAGAUUUCCCUCUCCCCAGCCACUUUGUCUAGCUCUUCCCGGGGGAUCCCGAGGCGUUCCCAGGCCAGCCGGGAGACAUAGUCUUCCCAACGUGUCCUGGGUCUUCCCCGUGGCCUCCUACCGGUUGUACGUGCCCUAAACACCUCCCUAGGGAGGGGUUCGGGUGGCAUCCUGACCAGAUGCCCGAGCCACCUCAUCUGGCUCCUCUCAAUGUGGAGGAGCAGCGGCUUUACUUUGAGUUCCUCCCGGAUGGCAGAGCUUCUCACCCUAUCUCUAAGGGAGAGACCCGCCACCCGGCAGAGGAAACUCAUUUCGGCCGCUUGUAUCCAUGAUCUUAUCCUUUCGGUCAUGACCCAAAGCUCAUGACCAUAGGUGAGGAUGGGAACGUAGAUCGACCGGUAAAUUGAGAGCUUUGCCUUCCGGCUCAGCUCCUUCUCCACCACAACAAAUCGGUACAACGUCCACAUUACUGAAGACGCCGCACCGAUCCGCCUGUCGAUCUCACGAUCCACUCUUCCCCCACUCGUGAACAAGACUCCUACGUACUUGAACUCCUCCACUUGGGGCAGAGUCUCCUCCCCAACCCGGAGAUGACACUCCACCCUUUUCCGGGCGAGAACCAUGGACUCGGACUUGGAGGUGCUGAUUCUCAUUCCGGCCGCUUCACACUCGGCGGCGAACCGAUCCAGUGAGAGCUGAAGAUGAAGCCAUCAGGACCACAUCAUCUGCAAAAAGUAGAGACCUAAUCCCGCGACCACCAAACCGGAACCCCUCAACGCCUUGACUGCGCCUAGAAAUUCUGUCCAUAAAAGUUAUAAACAGAAUCGGUGACAAAAGACAGCCUUGGCGGAGUCCAACCCUCACUGGAAACGUGUCCGACUUACUGCCAGCAAUGCGGACCAAGCUCUGGCACUGAUCGCACAGGGAGCGGACUGCCACAAUAAGACAGUCCGAUACCCCAUACUCUCUGAAAACUCCCCACAGGACUUCCCGAGGGACACGGUCGAAUGCCUUCUCCAAGUCCACAAAGCACAUGUAGACUGGUUGGGCAAACUCUCAUGCACCCUCAAGAACCCUGCCGAGAGUAUAGAGCUGGUCCACAGUUCCACGACCAGGACGAAAACCACACUGUUCCUCCUGAAUCCGAGGUUCGACUAUUCGGCGUAGCCUCCUCUCCAGUGCACCUGAAUAAACCUUACCGGGAAGGCUGAGGAGUGUGAUCCCACGAUAUUUGGAACACACCCUCCGGUCCCCCUUCUUAAAGAGAGGACCCACCACCCCGGUCUACCAAUCCACGCAAUGCUGCAGAGUCUUGUCAACCAAGACAGCCCCACAACAUCCAGAGCCUUAAGGAACUCCGGGCGGAUCUCAUCUACCCCCGGGGCCUUGCUGCCGAGGAGCUUUUUAACUACCUCAGCAACCUCAGCCCCAGAAAUAGGAGAGCCCACCACAAAUUCCCCAGGCACCGCUUCCUCAUAGGAAGACGUGUUGGUGGGAUUGAGGAGGUCUUCGAAGUAUUCCCUCCAACGAUCCACAACAUCCGCAGUCGAAGUCAGCAGAACACCAUCCGCACCAUACAAGGUGUUAACAGUGCACUGCUUCCCCUUCCUGAGGCGGCGGAUGGUGGUCCAGAAUCGCUUCGAAGCCGUACGGAAGUCGUUCUCCAUGGCUUCCCUGAACUCCUCCCAUGUCAGAGUUUAUGCCUCCGCGACCGCUAAAGCUGCACACCGCUUGGCCCGUCGGUACUUGUCUGCUGCCUCCGGAGUCCUAUGAGCCAAAAGAACCCGAUAGGACUCCUUCUUCAGCUUAACGGCAUCCCUCACUGCUGGUGUCCACCAACGGGUUCUGGGAUUACCGCCACGACAGGCACCAAACACCUUGUGGCCACAGCUCCAAUCUGCCGCCUCGACAAUAGAGGUGCGGAACAUGGUCCACUCGGACUCAAUGUCCCGCACCUCCCUCGUGACAUGUUCAAAGGUCUUCCAGAGGUGGGAAUUGAAACUCUCUCUCACAGGAGACUCUGCCAGACGUUCCCAGCAGACCCUCACAAUGCGCUUGGGCCUGCCAGGUCUGUCCGGCAUCCCCCCCCACCAUCGCAGCCAACUCACCACCAGGUGGUGAUCGGUAGAAAUCUCCGCCCCUCUCUUCACCCGAGUGUCCAGAACAUGAGACCGCAAAUCCGAUGACACAACUACAAAGUCGAUCAUGGAACUGCGGCCUAGGGUGUCCUGGUGCCAAGUGCACAUAUGGACACCCUUAUGUUUGAACAUGGUGUUCGUUAUGGACAAUCCGUGACGAGCACAAAAGUCCAAUAACAAAACACCACUCGGGUUUAGAUCCGGGCGGCCAUUCUUCCCAAUCACGCCUCUCCAGGUUUCACUGUCGUUGCCAACAUGAGCGCUGAAGUCCCCCACUAGGACAAGGGAAUCACCCGGGGGAGCACUUUCCAGUACUCCCUCGAGUGUACCCAAAAAGGGUGGGUACUCUGAACUGCUGUUUGGGGCGGAAGCACAAACAACAGUCAGGACCUGUCCCCCCACCCGAAGGCGGAGGGAAGCUACCCUCUCGUCCACUGGGUUGAACUCCAGCGUGCAGGCUUUGAGCCGGGGGGGAAACGAGAAUUGCCACCCCAGCCCGUCGCCUCUCACUGCCGGCAACGCCAGAGUGGAAGAGAGUCCAGUGCAGGGUUUCCCACACAUUCAUUUAUUUGUGGCGGCCCGCCACGAAUAAAUUAUAGCCGCGACAAUAAAAAAAAUAAAUAAAUAAAUAAAUAUUUUUUGGGGGGGCUUUUGACUCGCUCGACCGCUCAUAAAAGCAAUGGGACUCUGUCUGUGAAUGGAGCUUGUAGUUACAUAUUAUAUAAAUAUGUAAAUAGUAUAUAAAUAUGUAUAUAAAUACGUACAUAAAGUGUUGUAAUUAUAUUCCAACUCCGCGUUCUUUUUGGUCAUCGCCCCCCUCCCCAUCAUUUUUAUGCGUUAUUUUUCUCGUACAGUGUUAAAGGCCUACUGAAAUGAGAUUUUCUUAUCCAAACGGGGAUAGCAGGUCCAUUCUAUGUGUCAUACUUGAUCAUUUCGCAAUAUUGCCAUACUUUUAAUAGAGAACAUCGACGAUAAAGUUCGCAACUUUUGGUGUGGAUAAAAAAAGCUUUACCUUUACCGGAAGUAGCAGACGAUAUGCGCGCGACGUCACGGGUUGUGGAGCUCCUCACAUCCUCACAUUGUUUACAAUCAUGGCCACCAGCAGCGAGAGCGAUUCGGACCGAGAAAGGGACAAUUUCCCCAAUAAUUUGAGCGAGGAUGAAAUAUUCAUGGAUGAGGAAAGUGAGAAUGAAGUAGGGCUGGGCGACAUUGGCUUUUAUUAGUAUCGCGAUAUUUUUAUGCCAUAUUGCGAUAUAUGUUAUGAUAUUUUGCCUUGGCCUUGAAUGAACACUUGAUGCAUAUAAUCACACCAGUAUGAUGAUUAUGUGUCUACAUUAAAACAUUCUUCUUCAUACUGCAUUAAUAUAUGCUACUUUUAAACUUUCAUGCAGAGAGGGAAACCACAACUAAGUCAAUUGACCAAAAGGGCCUUUAUUAAAGUCCUACUGAAAGCCACUACUAGCGACCACGCAGUCUGAUAGUUUAUAUAUCAAUGAUGAAAUAUUAACAUUGCAACACAUGCCUUUAAACGCCAAUUUCAGUAGGCCUUUAAAGGCCUGCUAAAAUGAGAUUUUCUUAUUUAAACAGGGAUAGCAGGUCCAUUCUACGUGUCAUACUUGAUCAUUUCGCGAUAUUGCCAUAUCUUUGCUUGAAGGAUUUAGUAGAGAACAUCGACGACAAAGUUCGCCACUUUUGGUACUUCCUGAAAAAGCCUCCUCACAUAUUCACAUUGAUUUUAAUGGGAGCCUCCAACAAAAACAGCUAUUCGGACCGAGAAAACGACAAUUUCCCCAUUAAUUUGAGCGAGGAUGAAAGAUUUGUGUUAGAGGAUAUUGAUAGCGACGGACUAGAAAAAAAAUAAAUAAAAAUGAGUUGAAAAAAACAAAAAAAAACGCGAUAGCAUUGGGACGUAUUCCGAUGUUUUUAAACACAUUUACUAGGAUAAUUCCGGGAAAUCCCUUAUAUUUCUAUUGUGUUGCUAAUGUUUUAGUGAGUUUAAUAGUACCUGAUAGUCGGAGGGGUUCGUCCACGGGUGUCGACGGCAGCUGUACGGAUGACACAAGCUCAGCUGUUGGGGGGGGGGGGGGCGUAGGUGUAUAUUGUAGUGCGGAAGAGUUAGGGCUGCAUGGGAUUCGGGGUAUUUGUUCUAUUGUGUUUAUGUUUUGUUACGGUGUAGAUGUUCUCCCAAAAUUCUUGUUUGUUGUGGGUUCACAGUGUGGCACAUAUUUGUAACAGUGUUAAAGUUGUUUAUACGGCCACCCUCAGUGUGACCUGUAUGGCAGUUGAUCAACUAAGUCUUGCAGUUGCUUACUGUGUCUACAGAAGUCAAAUAUAACAUGUGGCCUAGAAAAUAAGAGUCUCGGAAAGCUUUUCCGAGACUCUGUAUUUAGUUAGCGCAGGCAGCAUGAAGCAGGGCUUUUAUUGUGAAGAUAGGAAAUGUGCAGUCGGCCUUUAGAGUUUUGACGGAAGGUACGGCGCGAGAGUCUGUUGAAAUAAAAAGUGUUUCUCGCCUUCCUCUCUGUCAUUUUUUCAUAAUAAUCAACUGGCAGCAGCCAGCGUCAUCUCACAAGACCCUCGGGUGCCGUGAAUGUCAAUCAAGCAAGCUACGGAAUUUGCCGCCAAUGUUUUUCUUGUAAAGUGUAUGGAAGCUGGAUGAAUUAGAUGCCAAAAACCAACCAUUUUCAUGUGGUAUUGUACAGAAAGGACAACUUUUUUUCUCCUCCAUUUGAAAAUGUGGGCGUUAUCAUCAUUACUGUCUGAUUCCAAUCAAUGCAAGUCAUCAGAAUCAGGUAAUACACCAACUUAUAUUCUUGUCUUGGUGAAAGAAAGACAUCUAUAUGUGUUACACAUGCUUGUAUUAUCAUUAAACACAUUUAACUUGUUUACAAAAAUGUCUCUUUCAUAAAUAAAUAAAUAUAAAUGAUAUAUAUAAAUGAGGUAGAUCCCCUCGAGUUGGUCAAUUGAAAAGUAGCUCGCCUGCAGAAAAAGUGUGGGCACCCCUGCUGUAGAGGAUCGCUGAAGACAGUGCCUCCACGGUGAACCCUUAAUAUUGUUGUUUGGGUGAAAUUCGGGAGAAUGAUUAACCCUGGAGGGGCACUGAAAAUUGGGAGUCUCCUGUAAAAAUCGAGGGUACACAAGUAUGACGCUGUAAAGCACCAUUCAUAAAAAACUAGCGGGCCGCACCAACAUUAUAUUUUCAUAUUAAGGUGUGGGCCGCCAAAUAACGUCUCGCGAGCCGCAAUUGGCCCGCGGGCCGCGUGUUUGAGACCCCUGACCUAUACAAAGCAAUCAGUGCACUAAAUGUGGUUAUUAUCUAAACACAUUUAAAAGUACAUUCAAUACACAAUUGUGAUCAUUAGUUUAAGUCAUAAACCUUUUAUAUGGACGAUUGAGAAUAUGCCAGAAAGACUGUUGCAAUGAAACAAUCGAAGAAAGAUGAAUGCUUAAGGUGCUAUUGUCAUAAAUAUAAAUAUGGACUCACCAACUCAGCUUCUAAAGUCAUUCACAGCUUAAUGACAAAGAAUAGUGGGCUCUGUAAAGUUACAAAUAGGAAAGUAGUUUAAAAUCCGUCAGCAUAAUAUUUCAGGUGAAAAACGAGAAUUAAAAAUCUACCUCGAGCAGAAAUACAAUCGAUCACCCACUUCCUGCUACCGGCUUGUAAGCACCACUAAUUGGACCGUGGCGGUCACGUGACGAGAAGAGUGCGCUGAGCUCCCAAAGAGUAAAUCCGAGCAAGAGCAUACCAGUCACUUAACCUGCUACCGGCAUAUGACUAAAGCUGAUUGGUCUACGGUGGUCACGAGACUAGGAAGAGCCCAAAGAGUAAAUAGCAAGGCAAGAGCCUAAUAGUCUCUGUAAAAGUUUGUAUUUGACGCCUGCGUUACAUUGUCUUGUAGUAAGUAAGCAAACAAAGGCACCUAAUUUAGUCUGCGGACAUAUGCAGUAACAUAUUGUGUCAUUUAUCAUUCUAUUAUUUUGUCAACAUUAUUAAGGACAAGCGGUAGAAAAUGAAUGAUUAAUCGACUUGUUCAUUAACUGUUAAUAUCUGCUUGCUUUCUCUUUUAACAUGUUCUAUCUACACUUCUGUUAAAAUGUAAUAAUCACUUAUUCUUCUGUUGUUUGAUACUUUACAUUAGUUUUGGAGGACACCACACAUUUGGGUAUCAAUCCGAUACCAAGUCGUUACCGGAUCAUACAUUGGUCAUAUUCAAAGUCCUCGUGUGUCCAGGGACAUAUUUCCUGACCUUAUAAACGUAAUAUACAUUUUUUUUUAAAUGAAAGAAGAUGCCAAAAAAUAUCGAGGUAUUCAUAGUAGUAUCGACUAGAUACGUGCCUGUACUUGAUAUGUGAAUGUGAAUUAUAUUUAUAUAGCACUUUUUCUCUAGUGACUCAAAGCGCUUUACAAAGUGAAACCCAAUAUCUAAUUUUUUGUAUAUAAACCAGUGUGGGUGGCACAGGGAGCAGAUGGGUAAAGUGUCUUGCCCAAGGACACAACGGCAGUGACUAGGAUGGCGGAUGCGGGAAUCGAACCUGCAACCCUCAAGUUGCUGGCACGGCCGCUCUACCAACCGAGCUAUACCGCCCGAGCUAUACCGCCCCCUGAUAUCAGGUAUCAGGAUGUUAGGUGUAGAUCCACCAAUGGCGUUUGUUUACAUUUUGAUGCUGGUGAGCUACGGUGUGUAGCUAAACCUCGUCCUGCAGGGAAGAUACUUGUCGGAAACUUACUUUAUUUGUCGCCAUGGAGGCGAGGAUUUCCUGUGAUAAAAUGCCAACCGAGGUAAACAAACAGGUCAACCAACAAACAAGAUUUCUCAACAGAAUCUCCUGUCCGGUCAACAAAAGCACCAUGUAGAGUCUAGCGCAGGCCAGCUACUUUUCAAUUGACCAACUCGAGGGGAUCUACCUCAUUUAUAUUUAUCAUUUAUAUUUAUCUAUUUAUGAGAGAGACAUUUUUGUAAACAAGUUAAAUGUGUUUAAUGAUAAUACAAGCAUGUGUAACACAUAUAGAUGUCUUUCUUUCACAAAGACAAGGACAUGGUGUAUUACCUGAUUCUGAUGACUUGCAUUGAUUGGAAUCAGAC
This is a messenger RNA of Nerophis ophidion (straightnose pipefish), 18571 nucleotides long. It is a transcript of the gene gpr184, whose product is annotated as G protein-coupled receptor 184. The record is from RefSeq and is a predicted model, not a curated record. Gene Ontology annotation, molecular function: G protein-coupled receptor activity. Gene Ontology annotation, biological process: G protein-coupled receptor signaling pathway; negative regulation of G2/M transition of mitotic cell cycle; G1/S transition of mitotic cell cycle. Gene Ontology annotation, cellular component: membrane. The transcript has 2 exons. Lineage: Eukaryota; Metazoa; Chordata; Actinopteri; Syngnathiformes; Syngnathidae. Bases 761 to 1819 code for a protein of 352 amino acids.